GCAUUCUCCAUAGACGCGAAGUUCACCAUAUUGCCAUUUACGUUAAGAGAAAGACCGGAUCACUUGCACUUAGGACCGGUUAAUUGAUAGUUUCUUCCUAAUUUUUCAUAUAAAACGAUAUUUUACGAGUAAUUGCUUGAAAUUAAAUAGUGCUAGUCAUUCGAAGUAGUGGAAAACACAAAAUGAGUGCCGAAAACGCAAAUCUUUUAAAUGUGGAAAAAUCCACUGUUAUAUUACUGGACGUCGCCGGUACAAUGGUUUCUAAAACGUUUCUGAAGGAAAAUUUAUUCUCAUAUGUUGACAAACAAGCAGAAACUUUUCUUAAGGAAGCCUGGGAAAAUGAGUCUGUUAAAGAGGCCAUCAAAUCAUUAAAAGAUGAUGACAUUGAUCAAGAGGCAGCUACAACUCUGAUUAAGGAACUUACCGAGAAAAAUAGUGAAAACAAAGGUUUGAAAACCAUUCAAGGUUUAAUUUAUGAAAAAGGAUAUAAAAAUGGUGAACUCAAAGCACAUGUAUUCCCGGACGUUCCUGCUGCUUUGGAUUCGUGGGCCAAAACACGAGUAAUUGCUAUUUAUUCUACUGGUAGUCAAAAAUCUCAAGAGCUUUUAUUCACUCAUACCACCGAAGGAGAUUUAUCUCAACGUAUCUCCAAAUAUUUUGAUCAGAGUAUUGGAUCCAAAACUGAGGCUGCUAGCUAUGAAAAGAUAUGUAAAGAAAUCAAUGUCAAACCAGAAGAAGUUGUAUUUGUCACUGAUGAGGUAGAAGAAGCCAAAGCAGCCAAGACCGCUGGAAUUAUUGCAAUUCUUAUUACUAGAGAAGGAAAUGAUGUUUUACCUGAAGAAUCUUCCAAGGAAUUUCCUGUAAUUUCCAGUUUCAAGGAGUUAUCGUUUGACAAACCAACCAAACGUAAAAAUGAAGAGGAAACUACACCAACAGAGGAAGAACGUCCUUCUAAGAUUGCAAAAACUGAAAAUGAAGUUGAAGAAAAGCAAUCGACAGUUUCUGAGACUCCGUCUACCAGCAAAAAAGUUGAAGAUGAAGCCAUGGAAGUAGAUACACCUCUUGAAGCAGAAGGGAAUUCUGAAACUGCUAAAAAGACUGAAGAAAUAUUUGAAAAGAAGACUGAAACUACUGCCACAAAAAUGGAAGAAUCUUCAAGUAAACUGCAAGUAGAAGACAAAUCUAUGGAACCGGACAAUAAUUCUGCUGGAACUAAAAAAGAUGCGACUGAGCUACCAAAAGUUGACUGUAAUGUCAGUACUACAGAAGUUCCACCAAAUAUUAACGAAAAUGAACCAGAUGUUGCAAAAAUGGAAGCAGAACCUGUUUCUGGAGAAGCAAAUGAUAAAAUUGAAAUUGAUAGACCAAAAUUAGACAGUAAAGAACAAGAAAACACUAAAGAAGACACAAAAACAGAAGAAGCGAUGGAGAAACAACAAAUUGAAACUGUCAAAGGGGACAAAUUAACUGUAAAAGAAUCGAAGGAUGCAGCUAAUGCAGAUUCACAAGAAGAGACGAAAAGUAAGAAAAUAGAAGAAGUUAAUGUGGCGAAUGAAGAUAAUAAAUUGGAAAUUAAAAAAGGUGUUGAUUUAGAAACAAAGGCAGACUCAAAAGUUGAAACAAAAGAAAAUCCCAAAGAGAAAAAAGAAAAAACUAAGGUAGAAGAAAAAGAAGUUUUGGUAGGAAAAAAAGACCAUAAAGGUGAAGCUAAAGAUGAAACCACUGAACAGGAAAUUAAAGAGGACUUAGCAGAAACCAAAAAAGAUGUUAAAGUGGUAACUGAAGUAAACACAAAUGCACAAAAUCCAAGUGAAUCUGAUAACAAAACUGAUGCUAAAAAUGUAGAAACAGAAAAGCAAACUGAAGAAACUGCUAUUUCUAAACUUGAUAAACAGUCAAUAAUGGAAACAGAUGAGCCUAAAACUGAAGAAACUGAACAGUCAAGAAACACAGGAUCUGAAGAGGCGUCAAAAAUAGAAAGUUUGGAAUCAAAAAUGGAAACUGAAGAAUCUACAAAGACAAAAACAGACGAUUUACAGAAGCAGGAAUCAAAAGAAGUAACAAAACCCGAAAUAUCAGAAGAAUCCGAAGCUGAAGAAUCGGCAAAAAUGGACACAAUAGAACCAACAAAGUCAGAAUUAGAUGAAACUAAAUCGAAAGCAGAAGGGUCAAUAAUAAUGGAAACAGUUAUUUUAGCAAAGACAGAAAUGGAACCAACAAAAUCUGAAACAAUGGAAACAGAAAUAUCUACGAUGAAGGAAGAAUCUCUAAAGACAAAAACCAUAGAAACAACAAAAACGAAAACUGAAGAAUCUAUAACUAAAACUAAUGAAUCAACUCAAACAGAAAUGAAGGAAUCUAAGCAGGAAAAUAGUGGACUAGAAAAUAAAGAACAAUUAGAAAAAAAUCAUCCUAAAGUUGAAAUUGAAAAGAACUCCACAACGAAUGAAGCAUUAGAAAAAGUUGUUCCCAGUAAUGAAAAAGAAGACCCAAAAUCAGAUUGCGUGGAAAAGUCUACAACGACUUCGCUAGAAAAUGGGGAAGAAGCAAAAUCAAUAGAAAUUAAAGCAGUUACUGAAAAUAAUGAAGAAAGUAAAAUAGAAAGUCAAGAGACCGUAUCUACAGUAGUCGAAAAAGAAAAUAAAAGUGAUUUGGCAAAUGGCGUAGACAAAGAAACUAACUGUACUGCAAAACAAGAAACAAACGGCACUACAAAAGAAGAAACCUCCCUAAUCACAAAAGAUGUAUCAAACGGUACUUCAACCACUGAAGAGAAACAAAAUGGUGAAUCUAGUAAGCUUGCCGAUAGUAAUGUAGAAGAUAUUAAACUAAAAAAAAUUGAGGAGCCCACUAAAGAAAGCACACCUUCAGUAAGUGUUGAAGUGUAAUGUGUGAUUUCUUUUCUUAUGCCUACAAACUUCUUAAUUUUUAUUUUAUAUCUUAUUUAUUUUCAUCAAUAUUCAACGAUUUUAUUCUUGAUUUAUAUCACAUAAAGAAUGAGGUUCGCAUUUCUAUUUUUGUGAUGUAGAAUAAAAUCUGCAAACUUCACAAGAAACUUUGGGAACACUGGUACAAUUAUGAUAAAAUGUACUGUGGAAAAUGAAUCUUCAUUUGAAUAAUCAAUUUUAAUGGUAGGUUAAAACAUUCCUGUCUCAUUUGGACUGAAUAUUGGAUCUCGAAAAUUUACAUCUAAGACUGAAAUGUAAAUAUGUUGAUUAUCUUUGCAAACUACUGUAUGAUUUGAAAAAAUGGGUACACAUUUGUUCAUGUACUAAAAUUUUGAAACCAAAAUCCAUUUUGAUUAUGAGGGGUUUAUUCUUCUAAGAUUCCGUCCUUCACUGCUUCGAUUAAAUAACUAUUUAAAUGUAUAAACACUGUUACAGGAUUUUUCACUGAAUUGCAAUAUCAUUUUUUUGAUUGAUUUAAUUUGGAUGUCUUGUAACAUUAUUGGGCACAUUUCUGGAAUCUCUACAGAAGCUCUAUGUUGGAAUUGCUGGUUAUCCCCUAGAGUCGAAUUCCGUAUGUCCACAUCAGUAUAUGCUUCUAUACAGUAGCACUUUGUUUUUAGUUGAUAGCUUGGAUUUCCUGUCUAUGAGCCAGUACAUUUAGUCUAGUUUUAGACCUAACUGCUUCUACGUGAUGAAUAUGUGUUUCUGCCAAGUUAGUCUUCAGUCUAAGUAAGGUCCUUAGCACUGUUAGCUAGUGGGAAUUCAGUCUCGAUUAGUUUUGACGGGUCAUGUUUCAUUUCAAAUUGGGAUUUGUAAACUUUAAUGCGCCGCAGUUUUAGCAAAAUCUGGAUUUUACAUAGAUUAAACAGGGCUUCUUUAGGCAGAUAACAUAAUAAAAUAGUUUUGGCAUCUAGGCGCCUCAUACCUGAAAUGUGUCUCAUAUCUCCCUGACAUAUUGACGAAAAAAUGACAAUUACAAAAGAAAACCGUUGCUUUGAAAACAUCGUAGAACCUUGAUACAGAAAAUCUUUUCAACAUAAUUAAAAUGUUUUUCCUCUCUGUAAACGAAUGGGGUAACAAUUAUUCAAAAAACAUGAACAAAUUGGUACUACAUUUAUUUUGAUGAAUCUCUUGUUUGUAUUUAGGAACCUUUAAUAUCGGGGAUACUCUAAAAAUUGUAUUGAAUCUGUUUGUGUAGGUUAUAAUUUCGUAUUAGAAUAAUUAAUUUCUAUCUUAACUCUUUUCACCAGUGUUUCCAGGUUACAUACUUUUGAGUAUUACUCAUAUUUUGUGAUCUAAAUUGUUCCUGUUAGUGUAAAGGGUAACUUCCAAAAAAUAAGUGCCAACAAGUCAAAGAAGACUGGAUGUAAAGACUGCGAAUGAAUUGGCAUUUUUUUCUAUAUCAAAUUAUCUGUUUGUAAUAAUUCCCAGUAUUUGAGUAUUACUCCAUUUUAAGACUGUAAAUUGUAGCUGUAAUUAGGGGAAAACGUUAUUACCCCGUAUUUAAUAAUUUUGACGAUAACAAUUUUUCUAGUUAGUUUUUGUACUUAGUGUAAAAGUAAACAUUCCUUUGUGAUUAUUUGUUUUUUUUUUAAUUUGAAAAU
Diorhabda carinulata is the source of this 4552-nucleotide messenger RNA. It is a transcript of the gene Enoph, whose product is annotated as enolase-phosphatase E1. Bases 183 to 2888 code for a protein of 901 amino acids. The transcript is spliced from 6 exons. NCBI's taxonomy places the organism in Eukaryota, Metazoa, Arthropoda, Insecta, Coleoptera, Chrysomelidae. The record is from RefSeq and is a predicted model, not a curated record. Gene Ontology annotation, molecular function: magnesium ion binding; acireductone synthase activity.